Messenger RNA from Corylus avellana, 1036 nucleotides. Its product is annotated as guanosine deaminase. The record is from RefSeq and is a predicted model, not a curated record. Gene Ontology annotation, molecular function: guanosine deaminase activity; zinc ion binding. NCBI's taxonomy places the organism in Eukaryota, Viridiplantae, Streptophyta, Magnoliopsida, Fagales, Betulaceae. Gene Ontology annotation, biological process: purine nucleoside catabolic process.
UCUUUCAUUUCUCUCUGAUUCUUUUUCUUUUUUGGUUUGUUUGUGCUGUCUCUGAGAUUCGAAUCAUUUUUGUCAUCAUGUAAUCCAAUUUAUGAUCACAUCACAUAUGUAGGAUUUUUUUCGGUCAAUAUUGUGGAAUCAUGCCCAUAAUUUCAAAGCCUUGAUUGCUGUAGUUUUUGGGUCCAAUUCCUUUUCUUUGAAAGCUUAUCUAAAAUGCGAUUACUUGGUUGCAUGUUUUGGGUAAUCUCAGUUGUGGAAACCAAGGAUGGAGCUGUUUCUGUGGCUUCUGCAUUUGCUGGAUAUCAAGAAGCUGUACAGGAUAGAGACCACAAAUUCUUGACAAAGGCAGUCGAAGAAGCUUAUAGAGGGGUAGACUGUGGAGAUGGAGGCCCUUUUGGUGCGGUUGUUGUUCGAAAUGAUGAAGUGGUUGUGAGUUGUCACAACUUGGUCUUGAAGAACACAGAUCCAACUGCCCAUGCAGAAGUCACUGCGAUAAGAGAGGCAUGUAAAAAGCUCCAGCAAAUUGAGCUUUCAGACUGUGAAAUUUACGCCUCUUGUGAGCCUUGCCCCAUGUGCUUCGGUGCUAUCCAUCUUUCGCGAAUUAAGAGGUUGGUUUAUGGGGCCAAGGCUGAAGCAGCUAUUGCUAUUGGGUUUGAUGAUUUUAUUGCGGAUGCAUUAAGAGGCACUGGUUUCUAUCAGAAGGCUCAGUUGGAGAUUAAAAGAGCAGAUGGUAAUGGGGCUAUCAUUGCAGAACAGGUCUUUGAGAAGACAAAGGAAAAAUUCCAAAUGUAUUGAAUUCUUCAGUUUCCUCUUUACUUUAUUUGGCACUAACCAUUCAUUCAUUCUGAAUGGCUUCAUUUUCAAUCCAUUUGAUUACAAAACUGCUUAUACACUAUCAUGCUCAGUGUUGUUGAUCAUAUGCUUCAUUUCUGAUGUUGUAUAUGCGUGGUAGAUCCUCUUAACAGAGAUAUACACUUCAUCUACUCUGUUGUAGUUGUUAUCUACAUACAUCCACAAUAAAUACAUUUUUCACAAA